AUGCCUUACAUCACCAAUGUAUUCAAAUGGGUGGCAGAAUCAGCUACAAAAUGUUCAAUUGUGCCAGCCAGGUUGGAUGUUUGGGAGGUGGAUCAUUAUUCUGACAAAUAUGUAGUGAACCUCAAUAAAAACACCUGCAUAUGCUUUAAAUGGGAGCUCAAUGGUAUUCCAUGUGCCGAUGCUUGGGCUUGUAUCAUUAAGAAGAGAGAAAGACCUGAGGCAUAUGUCCAUGAGUGCUACACCAAGUCCACUUACCUAAAAGCUUACACACCAAGCAUAAAACCUUUGCGUGGGGUGAAGCAGUGGGAAAGGUCAGAUAUGGUUCAACCACUACCUCCUCUAAUGAGAAAGAUGCCUGGACGACCAUCUCUAAAGAAGAGAAAGAAGGAGCAGGGAGAAGUUAAGGAUUCAGGAGCUAUCAAAAGGCCAAAGAGGGUGUUUAAGUGUUCAAAAUGUGGACAAACUGGACAUUAUGCAACCAAGUGCAAAAAUCCUCUAGCCCCCACCCCAAGAGAUUGA
Chenopodium quinoa (quinoa) is the source of this 519-nucleotide messenger RNA. RefSeq lists its product as uncharacterized. Gene Ontology annotation, molecular function: nucleic acid binding; zinc ion binding. The record is from RefSeq and is a predicted model, not a curated record. NCBI's taxonomy places the organism in Eukaryota, Viridiplantae, Streptophyta, Magnoliopsida, Caryophyllales, Amaranthaceae. The transcript has a single exon. Bases 1 to 519 code for a protein of 172 amino acids.